This is a messenger RNA of Aspergillus campestris IBT 28561, 632 nucleotides long. RefSeq lists its product as uncharacterized. The transcript has a single exon. NCBI's taxonomy places the organism in Eukaryota, Fungi, Ascomycota, Eurotiomycetes, Eurotiales, Aspergillaceae. The coding region runs from base 170 to 568 and encodes 132 amino acids. The record is from RefSeq and is a predicted model, not a curated record.
UACUCCAUAGUACGUACGUGCGCGAUUUCCACACGAACAGACCAGCCCCGGUCGAUCCACUGGCCUAAACGGCCGGCCGGCCUAGGCUGAAGAACGCCCACCCCCACCACCAACCGCCCACCAGACUGGCGCCAGUGAUUCCGGAAGGAAUGGGAUCUAGAACGUCUGGAUGGUAAGGUACACUACCUUCGUUUCGGGUUCCUGGUUUGGCGGCGCCCCCUCUUUCUUUCUUUCCCCCUCUCUGUUCCCGCCGUUCCUGGGGAGGUUGGAGGUUGGUUGGUUGGUUGGUUGUGUGAGGAGACAAAGAAACUCUAUCGGCUUUUGGUUUUUGGUUCCUGGAUUUUCUUUUCUUUGUCUCUUUGUUGGAGGGACGGACCCACGAGGCUUACUCCACUUUCUACAUGGGGUAAUGAUAAUGCAUGUAAGAAUGAGAGAAAGAAAAAAGGAAGGGAAAUGGUUGGAAACUGAUCAACUGUGGUAUAUUAUUGGCGGGGGGAUGGAAAGAGUCUUGCGUGGACUUGGACUUCCCCAUGAAAGAAACAGAAAUGCCAAGAAAUGUGAAAUGUAGAAAGUAAAACAAAAUGGGCGGACAAAUGCCAUCCAUGAAAGUGUAUACAACUGUAAUAGUAAUA